CUUCCUCCGGGAUCUUCUGAGCGAGCGCGUGAACGGCGAUUUGCAGAGGCCAUGGCGCUUCACGUCCCCAAGGCCCCGGGCUUUGCCCAGAUGCUUAAGGAGGGGGCGAAGCAUUUUUCAGGAUUAGAAGAGGCUGUAUACAGGAACAUACAGGCUUGCAAGGAGCUUGCCCAAACAACUCGUACAGCAUAUGGACCAAACGGAAUGAACAAAAUGGUUAUCAACCACCUGGAGAAGUUGUUUGUGACAAAUGACGCAGCCACUAUUUUAAGAGAGCUAGAAGUACAGCAUCCUGCUGCAAAAAUGAUCGUAAUGGCUUCUCACAUGCAAGAGCAAGAGGUUGGAGAUGGCACAAACUUUGUGCUGGUGUUUGCUGGAGCCCUUCUGGAACUAGCUGAAGAGCUUCUGAGAAUUGGGCUCUCGGUUUCGGAGGUCAUAGAAGGUUAUGAAAUAGCCUGCAGAAAAGCCCAUGAGAUUCUUCCUGAUUUAGUGUGUUGUUCUGCAAAAAAUCUUCGAGAUGUUGAUGAAGUGUCUUCUGUGCUCCAUACCUCCAUAAUGAGUAAACAGUACGGCAAUGAAGUGUUUCUGGCCAAGCUCAUUGCUCAGGCAUGUGUGUCUAUUUUCCCUGAUUCCGGCCAUUUCAAUGUUGAUAACAUCAGAGUGUGUAAGAUUCUGGGUUCUGGUAUCUAUUCCUCUUCAGUAUUGCAUGGCAUGGUUUUUAAGAAGGAAACUGAAGGUGAUGUAACAUCUGUCAAAAGUGCAAAAAUAGCAGUGUAUUCUUGUCCUUUUGAUGGCAUGAUAACUGAAACUAAGGGAACAGUGCUGAUAAAGACUGCUGAAGAAUUGAUGAAUUUUAGUAGGGGAGAAGAGAAUCUCAUGGAUGCACAAGUCAAAGCUAUAGCUGAUACCGGUGCAAAUGUCAUCGUAACAGGCGGCAAAGUGGCAGACAUGGCUCUUCAUUACGCAAACAAGUACAAUAUCAUGUUGGUGAGGUUGAAUUCCAAAUGGGAUCUCAGAAGACUAUGUAAAACAGUUGGUGCUACAGCUCUUCCUAGAUUGACUCCUCCUGUCCUUGAAGAAAUGGGACAUUGUGACAGUGUUUAUCUCUCAGAAGUUGGAGACACACAGGUGGUGGUUUUUAAGCAUGAAAAGGAAGAUGGUGCCAUUUCUACCAUUGUGCUUCGAGGCUCUACAGACAAUCUGAUGGAUGAUAUAGAAAGGGCAGUAGAUGACGGUGUUAAUACUUUCAAAGUUCUCACAAGGACCUGUCCUGGACUGGAACAGUAUGCCAUUAAGAAGUUUGCAGAGGCAUUUGAAGCUAUUCCCCGGGCACUGGCAGAAAAUUCUGGAGUGAAGGCCAAUGAAGUAAUCUCUAAACUUUAUGCAGUACAUCAAGAAGGAAAUAAAAAUGUUGGAUUAGAUAUUGAGGCUGAAGUUCCCGCUGUAAAGGACAUGUUGGAAGCUGGUAUUCUAGACACUUACUUGGGAAAAUACUGGGCUAUCAAACUGGCUACGAAUGCUGCUGUCACUGUACUUAGGGUGGAUCAGAUCAUCAUGGCAAAACCAGCCGGUGGGCCCAAACCUCCAAGUGGGAAGAAAGACUGGGAUGAUGACCAAAAUGAUUGACUGCCUUAGUUUUUACUGUAGGUGAAGACUACGUUUGUAGUAAUAGUCUAGGAAUUGCCUGAUGUUUUCGUAUUCUCCUUAAAUUAAGAAGUGUUUUGUGUUUAUAUCCUCAGCUGGAUGAUAAAUAAACAUGUUGCUAUCAAA
Messenger RNA from Puma concolor (puma), 1770 nucleotides. The record is from RefSeq and is a predicted model, not a curated record. NCBI's taxonomy places the organism in Eukaryota, Metazoa, Chordata, Mammalia, Carnivora, Felidae.